Messenger RNA from Chionomys nivalis (European snow vole), 2577 nucleotides. RefSeq names its product centrosomal protein 44 (gene Cep44). Lineage: Eukaryota; Metazoa; Chordata; Mammalia; Rodentia; Cricetidae. Gene Ontology annotation, cellular component: spindle pole; centrosome. The record is from RefSeq and is a predicted model, not a curated record. The transcript is spliced from 10 exons. The coding region runs from base 193 to 1344 and encodes 383 amino acids.
CCGAUCGCCUUGGGAACCCUGCCCUUUGCCUGGCGGCUGCUGGCUACGCCAGAGCCUGCGGAUGGGCUGUGCUCCGGCUUGGACAGGGUCGCCUGAAUGCUGAACGCACCGAGGUUCCAGAGUUGUAGGCGAAUGAUCAGAUGAAAAGUUACAAGAUUUUUUAGGAGUUGGAGCUGAAUCUAAUAUUCAAUAAUGGCAACAGGCGACUUAAAGAGAAGCUUGCGGAAGCUGGAACAAGUACUUCGUUUGCUAAAUUACCCUAAUGAAGUGGAUUAUGUUGGUUUGAUGAGAGGGGACACCGCAGCAUCCUUGCCCAUCAUCAGCUAUUCUCUUACCUCGUACUCCCCUUAUAUAGCAGAACUUCUCAUGGAAUCCAAUAUAGAGCUCAUAGCAAAGAAUGAUGUACGCUUCACAGACACCGUCUAUAAGCUUCUUCGUGAUCAAUUUGAUUAUAAACCAAUUUUGACAAAAAAGCAGUUUAUACAGUCUGGAUUUGCUGAGUGGAAAAUCCAAAUUGUCUGUGAUGUAUUGAAUUGUGUGAUGAAAAAGCACAAGGAAUUGAUUGGCUCUGACAAGAAUCCAUCAUGCCAAAAAAAGAAGAACAUCUCUGAAAAGCCAGAACCUUGUUUGAGCAGUGAGAACCCCACUGUAGAGGCUGUUGGCGUUGACAUCACUGGCAGGUUCAUGACUUCAGGGAAGAAAAAAGCUGUGGUGAUCCGUCACCUGUACACUGAAGACAGCACUGACAUGCCCGAAGGGACAGGAAGUUCGGCAGAAGUGAGUGAAGGGUGUGAAGAUUCAGAGCAGACCUCUGACAUCAUGAUUGCUGAGGAGCAGGCCUCCAGUGUCGUGAUUGCUGAUGAGCAGGCCUCUGACGUCAUGAUUGCUGAGGAGCAGGCCUCUGACGUCAAGACUGAGCUGAAAGACGGAUGUGAUAAUCCUGAGAUUAUUGCACUGCAGAUCGCACUUGCUGAAUGCCAAGAGAAGCUUAAGAGGCUGACCUGGAUAGAGAAAAGGCUUGAGUGUUUGGAAGCCACAGCGAAAGGGAAAGUGAUGGUCGAUGAGAAGACCUGGAAUAACCUCCUGAGCCGCGUCACUCUGCUUGAGACAGAGCUGCUGCUGUCUAAGAAGAAUGAAUGCACAGAGCUUAAUGCAGCAAGUGAAGACUCUGACUCUGUUAGUGGCUUGGAUCAUGUGCCCUUUGAUAACCAGUACAGUAGGGGGGCACCAGCCAGUACGUACCGCUCAUCUGGCUAUAGCACAGUGUCACCAGAAUCAACGUCCAGGGGCUCCACUAUUUAUUGUUGUGGACUGAAAGAUUUUUCAGAGGAUUCUUUGUGUUGACGAGUCUUCUUAUGCGGUGUCUCAGAGUGCGUUUCAUUUAUUCAUGGUCCAUCUUUGAGGAUUGUUUACUUUGAGAAAUUGCCUAAAUUUGUUGCUUUUUUAAAUUAAAGGAAACAACAAUCCAGAAAAUGGAAAGGAUGAAAAAAAUGUAAGUAACAGAAAGGGGCAACAGAAAUCAUUUCUCUGUAGGGAACUGUACUGGAGUGUGGUAUGCAGAUGUACACAUGUGUUUUAGACCUUGUGGCUCAGUCAGUGUGGAAUUUUUUUAAGACUCCAGUGGAUAGUAAAUCUACUUCCAGUUGUGUGUGAGAUGAAUCACUGCUUUAGUUUCCAGUAAGCGGUGUAAAACACAAUUCACAGAAUUUAUCGUGGGUUACAAAGGGCAAAGAUGCUUUGGUUGAUCAUUAAUUCAAAUUUCUCUACUUCUGAUAAUAUAUUGACCAAAACAUUAUCAUAGUUGGGAGACAUUUUUAAUAUUAUGAUAGGCUUCAAAAUUACGUUGUGUUUCCAGUGAGCUAUUGAUGGAGUACCACGAUGAUGCUUUUACUGGGGACAAAUAAUAUUAUACCUAAUUUUAGCAAAGAGUGAUUUAAAGGAAAUAAAUGAUGAAAUGGUAUCAAAAUGUUUUAUACCCUACUACCUUAAAAAAACCACAAAACUCCUUGACAUUUGGAAAAUUCUAAAAUAAUUUAUGCUACAAGAAUUGGCUGAUUUAUGUUUGUUCUAUUUCUAUGUAUUAAUAUUAACUCUUCCUAAAAUAAGGAAAACACUCAGUUUUAUCUUAGGUUUAGGAGCAUAUGUCUAACAGCUUCAAGCCUGUUACAUUACGAGUUGUGCACUUAGCUGAUACAUCAUUUGUUCUAUUUCAGGUUUGAAGAGACUGCAGAGCUACUGAAAUGCUCAAGUCGCUAACUAUAGAGUUUUUUGCAUGAAUAUCUCUAGGACUUUGGCUACUUAUAUAUGGUAUAUUUAAGAAUCCCUUUUAUAAUUUUAAUAUAUUGUAAUAUUUUAUUAAGAAUGUGAACUCUAUUUGAUAAUUGAGGAUUUAUUCUUUCCUAAAUAAAUACUUUUAAUAUUUUAAGCUGUAAUUGUAAUGAUUUUCUCUUUCAAUUUUUUUGGUAACUUUCUUUUCCUGAAUAUUACUGUUACAGAGUGAAGUCAGUACAGCAAGCUCUGUAUUUUCAUGUUGACAUUUACUGGCAGUGUGUUAAGUAAAAUGUUUUUAGAAGUAAG